GUGAAAGGGGGGACUAGGAUACAGGGUCUGUUCUUGUUGUUGUUCGUGAAAAACUGCACAUCUUUCAAGGCAGAUCUGUUAUUUAAAAAAAGACAUGGCUUUCAAAGCCAAAGUUUUCUUUAUUGUCUUUCUAUCAAUAUUUUUGUAUGGCUCUCAAGCUAGAGAAGGUGCUUCCGACGAUGUUGUCGUUCAUUUAUCCGUGGGCAAAUUGCGCGGUAUUCGAGAGAGUGUUUCUGGUACAGAGCGAGAGGCCGAAUCAUUCUAUGGCAUCCCAUUUGCUGAACCGCCAAUCGGAGACCUGAGGUUUGUGCCGUCUAAGCCAGCUAAAGGAUGGAGCGGGGUGAGAAAUGCGAGAAAGCCUGGCGCUCGUUGUGUCUACGGUAGAGUGAUGCCACCCAUGGCUGCCAAACCAGCAAGCCCAGACAGUAUGAGCGAGGAUUGCCUUUUCCUUAACGUGUUCAGGCCAGCAGGGACAAAGGCCACGAAAGACCUACCUGUCAUGGUAUUCAUCCAUGGGGGUGGCUACUACCGAGGCUCAGGCGAUGUAUACGAUGGCACCCCAUUGGCAGCAUACAAUGAUGUGAUAGUUGUGACAAUGAAUUACAGGCUUGGUCUUUUAGGUUUUCUGCAUGUUGCGGGUACAGACGUAACCGGAAACUAUGCCAUGUACGACCAGAUCCUAGCACUUAAGUGGGUUCAACAGCACAUUGGUUGCUUUGGUGGGGACCCCUCCCAAGUGACCCUUUUUGGCCAAAGUGCUGGUGGUGCAAGUGUUCUUCUACUCACCCUAUCCCCCCUUAGUAAAGGUCUAUUCAAGAGGGCUAUACUUGAAAGUCCAACAGAGACAUAUGGCACCUAUCCGACCAACAAUACUAAGGUUUACAUUGAUCGACUUGGUUGCCAUGGUGAAAAGGUGCUUGCAUGCUUGCAGAGUAAGUCGCUAGAGGAAAUAUUAAAAGCACAGGGCAUUGCUGACUUUUUGUUACUUGGUAUUGUCUUCCCUGUGCCAGCGGUUGAUGGAUCUUUCCUUGGAAAAGACCCAGACGUUAUGAUUGCUGAAGGCCAAGUGCACCCCUUAGAUGCUGUUAUUGUUGGUGUCAAUAGUAAUGAAGGUGGCUUCCAUUGGCAUGGAGUCAUGGAGACACCAGAUUCUCAACCGUCAGUGUCCAUGUUUAAAGAGUCCAUCGUGAAUGUAAGCUUUACUAAGCAAGGGGACUGUGAUAUUGUGAAAGAGGCAAUCAUGUACCGCUACACCAACCACACUGAACCAUUCUCUCCUCACAAUUUGCUGCACAACUGGCAAAGACUGGUCACAGAGUACCGUUUCUUUGCGCCUGCCAUUAGAAUGGCCCAAGCAUACGUCAAGGCUGGCAUUCCAACCUACUUCUACCAUUUCUCCCAUUGGUCAACAUUCUCAAAGCGGCCUAAGUCUGUGGGUGUUGUGCAUUUUGAUGAGAUCCCGUAUGUCUUUGGGUUGCCAUGGAAACCAAACAAAGGGAUUCAGGUUGCAACCAAGUACACAGAUGUCGAGAGGGGACUGAGUACUAUGGUCAUGCGCAUGUGGGGUGAAUUUGCCUACACUGGGUCACCAAUGAAAGCUGGUGACUCCCCACAAAAUGUGACCUGGCCUCUUUACUCAACCGAGCAAGAAGAGUAUCUGGAUAUAGGUCUGCAGCUCAGUGUUCACAGAAAACUACGACCAGACGGCAUGGCCUUUUGGAAUGAAUUUGUGCCCCUACUGACAAAACAUUGCCAGCAAAACUAGAAAAAAUCGUGUAAUAGUUGCACAAAGCAGGGCCAUAGCCAUUAAUCAGAGUAUUAAAUAUUUUGCGCAAUACUUAAUACCGUAUACUACUUUUAAAGUUGAUUUUUCCCCAAUGCUAUGAUAGAUAGCGGUGUAAAGAAAAAGAUGGACGCAAGAUACAGUAUAAGCUGCAAUCAUAGGAAGACUAGCUUAUAUAGCUUAUUGUAUUUAGAUUUUUUUCAAAUGCCUUGAACUGAGAUGCAGUCUGCUUUGUGCAGGAGAGUAGGAUAUCUUAUGUUUUAACGUUGAACCGUGCUUAGCAUGUUUCUUAGAUGUUGUUGUUAUUGUUAUAUGGUUUGUUAAAAACAAUUAUUUUAGAGGCUCUUAGAGUUUACUUUGGAGUAUGUCUAGUUUUAAUAUAUUAUAUGUUAAAAUAAAGUAUAUAUAUAUAUAUAAUGCCAUUUUAUUUUGCUUGUAUGUUACAGAAUCAUUUUGUUCUUCGUGUAUUUUUUAAUGAAAAAGUGUGCAUAUAUGAAUAGUAACGACUUAUUUGAUACGAUA
Molecule: messenger RNA, 2305 nt
Organism: Nematostella vectensis (starlet sea anemone)
Lineage: Eukaryota; Metazoa; Cnidaria; Anthozoa; Actiniaria; Edwardsiidae
Product: cocaine esterase
Exons: 3
Coding region: 95-1765 (556 amino acids)
Biological process (GO): synaptic vesicle endocytosis; neuron cell-cell adhesion; postsynaptic membrane assembly
Cellular component (GO): cell surface; synapse
Molecular function (GO): signaling receptor activity; neurexin family protein binding
Source: RefSeq, a predicted model, not a curated record